CCACACAAGACGAGACCAGCAAUAAAAACAAACUUCACGCCUUCAAUUCAAACUUCAUUCACUCACAGAGAGAGAGAGAGAGAGAGAGAGAGAUGACGGGAAUGGUAAUGGUGACAAAGGCGGGUGUCGGAUGCGGUGGAGGAAAGCCGGCAAGACGAGCUGAAAUAGACGACGAUGAUCAGCAGAGCAAUCUCUCGCUCGUAGCAUUCCUGUUGGCGGCUCUGAGAAAGUCCAUGGUUGCUUGCCGUGUAGAUCGCCAGGAAGAAAUCGCCUCCGCCGUUCGCCACAUGGAAAUCGGCUGGCCGACCAACGUUCAGCACGUCGCCCAUGUCACAUUUGACCGCUUCAAUGGCUUUCUGGGUCUUCCGGUUGAAUUCGAAGUGGAAAUUCCGUCCAGAGUUCCCAGCGCCAGUGCUAGUGUUUUCGGUGUCUCAGCAGAAUCCAUGCAGUGUUCUUUCGAUUCCAGAGGCAACAGUGUCCCUACAAUUCUCCUACUAAUGCAAGAGAGACUUUACUCUCAAGGGGGUUUAAAGGCAGAAGGAAUUUUCCGAAUAAACCCAGAAAACAGCCACGAGGAGGAUGUGAGGAGGCAGCUGAAUAGAGGCAUUGUGCCAGCUGACAUUGAUGUCCACUGUUUGUCAGGGCUAAUCAAAGCCUGGUUCCGGGAGCUUCCUUCUGGAGUAUUAGAUGGGCUUUCCCCUGAACAGGUUCUGGAAUGCAACACGGAGGAGGAGUCAGUUGAGCUUGUGAAGAAUCUAAAGCCAACUGAAUCGGCGCUGCUCGGCUGGGCGGUUGAUCUCAUGGCUGAUGUUGUUGAACACGAGGAAUACAACAAGAUGAAUGCCAGAAACAUCGCCGUGGUCUUCGCUCCAAACAUGACUCAGAUGUCUGAUCCGUUGACGGCUUUGAUGCACGCGGUUCAGGUGAUGAACCUCCUCAAGACUUUGAUCAUGAGAACACUUAGAGAGCGCGAAGAGGCUGCAACAGGAGGAUACACACCAUCACCGGUUUCUUCUCAUUCUUCCGAUCAGCGAACGGACGGGGAAAUUGAUGGCCAGCAAGAGAUGGACACCAGCUGCGAGUUGAGGGGGCACAUGUCAGAAUUUGAUGAGACCGAUAACGCCUAUUACAGUGAAAACGAGGACGAAACCGAGAGUCUAAACGAUAUAGAAGAGUGUUUCUUGAGGCAAUUGGACGAGAAAGACAAUGCCAAGGCCAUGAAAAAAUCUGACCAAGAUUCGGCAAGAGGGCAUGCGAGUCCCAGAAGUGACUCAACAUCUUACAAAGUUGAGGCCUCUUUAUCUGGGGUUUCUUUAUCUGGCAGCAAAGUUGGAAGUUCUGUUUUGAGCUCAAGUGAUGAGGAAGAUUCAGAGGCGAGCGUGGUUGUUCUCGGCGAGAACCCAUCCAAAAGAUCUAGCACCUAUGACGUGAAGAUGGUGGACAAAUUGGUGGAUCCUGCUUUUCCAGCGCCAUUGCCUGUUGCUAUUUUGAGCCCAAGCGAAGAGGAAAAUUCCCAGGCAAGUGCAAUUGUUCUUGGAGAGGAUGACCAGAACUCAUCAAAAAGAUCCAGCACCAACGAUGUGGAGAUGGUGGACAAAGUAGUGGAUCCACAUGUUUUUCCGGUUCCUUUGCUCGGUUUUAGGUGAAUUGUAAUAGUAAACUGUCGUUUAAACUCAUUUGUGUAGGCACCUCGUUUGCUGAUUCUGGGUUUAUCUCCAUAGCCAUCCAUGCGUUGCUUCUGUAAAUUAGAUUAGGGUUUGGAGUGUUGCUGCUCAUCAGUCAUUCGUUGCUUUUGUAUGCGAAAAUGCAGCGAAGGAGAUCUGACAUUUGAGAGAUUCAUAUUGGAAUUGGUCUCUCUGUUGUUUGGCUAAAAAAUCCUUGCUUCAAGGAUUUAUUGGGACUCUUUCAAAGAGGUAGCCUAUUUUUUGUUUGUAUUAAUUCUACUUGGUCAAGCAGCUAAGAAAAGACUCUUUCAAACAAGUUUUUGCCCA
Diospyros lotus (date-plum) is the source of this 1991-nucleotide messenger RNA. RefSeq names its product rho GTPase-activating protein 2. The record is from RefSeq and is a predicted model, not a curated record. Gene Ontology annotation, biological process: signal transduction. The transcript has 4 exons. Gene Ontology annotation, molecular function: GTPase activator activity. NCBI's taxonomy places the organism in Eukaryota, Viridiplantae, Streptophyta, Magnoliopsida, Ericales, Ebenaceae. Bases 93 to 1646 code for a protein of 517 amino acids.